Olea europaea var. sylvestris is the source of this 2867-nucleotide messenger RNA. RefSeq lists its product as uncharacterized. The transcript is spliced from 3 exons. The record is from RefSeq and is a predicted model, not a curated record. Bases 866 to 2539 code for a protein of 557 amino acids. NCBI's taxonomy places the organism in Eukaryota, Viridiplantae, Streptophyta, Magnoliopsida, Lamiales, Oleaceae.
UAGUUUUGACCUUUUUGGAGGGAAGACGUUUGAUCCCUUUAGCCCAUAAGUUAUUGCUUGGUGAUUGUUUUGGUAAACUUUGGAAUUAAUAGGAUGAUUUCUAGGGAUUGUUAUAGAACUUGUUGAGUUACUAUUUCAGGAUCAUCUUCUUGCAGUCUCCUUGAAUUUUGUUUUACAGUCUUGUUCGUAGCUGGAAUAUAGAAUGAAUUUAUGGCAUGUUUGAUUGGGUAGAUUGGAUAUUGCUUGACAAUAUUAAAGAAGAAAAAGAAAAAAUCUUGUCAACCAUAUCUUCCACUUUGUCAAGUACUGCUUACAAAACACACACUUAUCGUAGGUUUUCGAUCUUGUGUUUGACAAUUCCUUUGGGAGAUUGGUCCUACCCAUGUUUCAGCUUGUGGGCUUAAUUUAUUUUGUUUUUUAAGAACGAAAUAACUGUUAUAUUCUAUUACAGAAUUUGGUCAAUUUUGUUUAUCAGGACUGUUAUGGCAUAUACCCUUGCUUUUGUGAUUAUUUAUCAUCGAUAACAGGGAGAAUAGGUUGAACUAGUCAGCUUCAUAAACUAUGUGCAUAUGCUGAUGUUACAUCUUUUUGAAGAUCAGAAAACUGAUUUGUUGUUGUAAAUCAGGGCUUGAAGCUCGGAUCAAAUGGCAAGAUUCCUAUCAUCGCUACUGGAAUGUUGAACCUUGCAGACUUUAUGUCUCAUGUAGAAAAUCAAGACAGAGAAGUCACAAUUCCCAUGGAUAUGCCCGGUGCCAACAUUCAUAAUAGGCCUUCACUUUGUGUAAGCACCCUCUCCAUGGGUAUCUUACAUAUAUGACUGUCUAUCUUCCUAAUAGAAUUGAGAAAUGCUGAGGAACCUUCAGGAAUGAUGCUGAGACCAGUUCUUUCUUUUCCUCUGUCGCCCUGUUACGGAGACAUUUCCCCAACGGAAAAAGAAGAGAACUCUGUUUUUAAAGCCAGUCUGAAAAGAGUGAAUAUUUUUAGGGGUUUAUCUAGCAGAAGGGCUAAAAAGACUGGUAAUGAAGAGGAAGGAAGUGAUGAAAGGAGCUCGGUCAGAAGCGAUGAAAUUUACCCACUUGAUACAGACUCACUUGAUGACUCGGAAGAAGGGGACUCCGAGGAAGGGAAGGAGGAUUCCAGUGGUCGGAAGUCAUUCAGUUAUGGAACAUUGGCCUAUGCAAACUGUGCUGGGACAACAAGUUACACGAAUUCUAGUGGUAGUGAAGACGAGGACUGGGUCUACUAUAGCCACAGGAAAUUGGAUGUAGGGAAAAUGUCUGAGCAGUCCAUCCUGCAGAAUUCAAAACGUAGAGUCCUUCCCUGGAGGAAGAGGAAACUAAGCUUCAGAUCUCCGAAAGUUAAAGGAGAACCAUUAUUGAAAAAACAUUAUGGGGAGGAAGGUGGAGAUGAUAUUGAUUUUGAUCGCAGACAACUAAGUUCUUCAGAUGAAUCCACUUUUGGGAAAAUCGAAGAAGAUUCAGUUGCUAAUAUGCUAUCAGCAUGCCCAUUUGGAGAUGAAAAUUUCGCUGUCGGUAACUGGGAGCAGAUGGAGAUAAUCAGUCGCGACGGAUAUAUGAAGUUACAAACACAAGUUUUCUUUGCUUCGAUUGAUCAAAGGAGUGAGAGAGCAGCAGGUGAAAGUGCAUGUACAGCCCUUGUAGCCGUGAUUGCUGACUGGUUACAAUCAAAUGCUGAUGAAAUGCCGAUCAAGUCCCAACUCGACAGCCUGAUCCGUGAAGGUUCGUUAGAGUGGAGGAAUCUCUGUGAAAACAAAAUCUAUCAGGAGAGGUUCCCAGACAAGCAUUUUGACCUAGAUACGGUACUCCAGGCUAAAGUUCGUCCAAUUUCUGUUGCACCAGAGAAGUCUUUCAUAGGCUUCUUCCAUCCAGAAGGACUAGAAAAUGAAGAUUUUGAUUUCCUCAAUGGUGCCAUGUCUUUUGAUAACAUUUGGGAUGAGAUUUGUCGAACUGCCAUGGAUUGUUCUCCGACUGGUGACCAGUUGAUCUAUAUUAUCAGCUGGAAUGACCACUUUUUCAUCUUAAAGGUUGAACAAGAUGCAUAUUAUAUUAUCGACACAUUGGGCGAGAGGCUUUAUGAGGGCUGCGGUCAAGCGUUCAUCUUGAAAUUCGAUAGAGAUACAACCAUUCAUCAACUUGCUAACAUCGAGGCUAACAAGUCAGACAAUAAACCUGUUACGGAUGAGCAAAGUAAAGUCAAGGAAGGCACUAGCAAAGGGCAAAUGGUUAUAAGCAGCACUAAUGUGCAAGGAAAUUACGAAAAUGAACAGAAGAUAGUCUGCACAGGAAAAGAGUCGUGCAAAGAGUACAUUAAGAGCUUUUUGGCUGCAAUUCCUUUGAGGGAAUUGCAAGUUGAUCUGAAAAAGGGAUUGAUGGCAUCGACUCCCCUUCAUCAUCGGCUACAAAUAGAGUUUCAUUACACGAGACACUUGCAACCCGUGAUGGAGCCUUCUGCUGCAGAAGCAAUCACUGAUAUACCAGAAUUACAACCCUUGGAAGUACCUGAUGAAUUAGAGUCUUAAUCCCUUUUGUUAUUUUUGUAUUGUGUUUCCUUAUACAAGGGUAAGAAUGAAACCUUGUUUUGAGGUUUUUUAGACCAUGUCUUGCAUAGCAAUUUCUUCUUCCCUUUUAUUGUUACACAAAUGAAAAAAUUUCAUGUGUGUAAAUGAGAUUAGUAAAAGAUUAUCCCCCUUCGUUUUGCUGAUUUAACACCAAAGCUGCUGCUCUUUGGUAUUACAUAGAAGCAUAAUUCUUAUCUGGGUAUAGCCUAGUCCGGCCAUUGUCAUUGUACUUAAUCAAGAAACUUUAGGAGUGAGUUUGUUAUGCAUUAUCACAAUGACAUUUCGUGAA